Messenger RNA from Anthostomella pinea, 336 nucleotides. The record is from the annotation of a GenBank genome assembly. NCBI's taxonomy places the organism in Eukaryota, Fungi, Ascomycota, Sordariomycetes, Xylariales, Xylariaceae.
AUGCAGAACAUCAGGGCUGUUAUCGAACAGUUCCAUGCCUCGAUCGAACCUGUUACGAAGAAAUACCAAGUCCUUGCCUCCCUUCUUCUCGCCUGUGAAAAGCAGCAGCAGUCAUUUGAUCAGAUCAUGCCUGAGCUAAACGGCCGUGGAUGUGACGAGGCAAGCUGGAUGGUCUCGCGCUUGUAUACCAAUACCGUCAGCCAACCGUUGGCAACGCGCCAGCGCUGGUGGAUGCCACACGACGAAUCCUCUCCCACUGGCAGCGAGUGGACUGACAUACAACGGCGGGCGCUGGAAACUCUGGUUGACUUCAUCCAGGACUGGAAGUCCAUGUAG